AUGGAACAAAAACAAUCAUCUGGAUUUAGCAUAGAUGAAAAUAAAGACAAAGAACUUCUUGAUACAACUUUGGAGUUAUCCCCAAGAAUUACUUUGUUUGUAGACUUGUAUGGGAUUCUGCCCUUAGGCAAUGAGAAAACUGCCCUAAUUACUAAUGAAGGUGUUUAUAUUGCAAAUUUAAAAAACCCACAUGUUUUUACAAAUAUCAAUGUUUUAAUGGGCAUACAUGAAAAACCAAUAAAUGCUGCCUAUGUAAAUGGAUUGAUUAAAUUGCUUACUGACCAACGAAAAAUCAUUGUUUCUAUUAAGGAUCAUACCUGGUAUAGUGACUUAGAAAGUAGUAGCAAUGAAAACUGUAUUUCUUCUGCUAACUCUUCUUGUUCCUUUUUUGCCAUGUUACCAAAUAUUUGCUUUGAACUACUUUAUAAAAAUAGAAAAAUUAAGUUGGAAUUUAAACAGAACAAUUUGGAUACACUCGGAAUUUAUAAUUUUCAUUUUUUGGUUGAUAAUUUUAAAUGUGAUGUUCAAUUUGACAAUAAAUUAACAAGUAAUAAUGUAAUAGUUCUAGAUAAUAUUGGUUUGUUCAUCUUUAGCUCAAGUCGUAUCCUCAUAUAUGAUCCUAAGACCAAGGAAUUCAGCAGUAAGUUAAUUAACUUAGAAUUUUCCAAUAAUAACAACAAAUUCCAAAAGCCAAAUAUUCUCAAUACUUUCAUCUUCAAGGAACUUGAGGAAGGUAUUAUUACUUUUGGAGUUUUAGAUGAAAUUGCUAAUUUAUAUACAAUCAAAUUUAAAAUUGCUGGAAAAAAAAUAUUGAAUGCUAGAUAUGAAAGUUCGCCACCAAAUUAUAAUUCUUUCAAUCUCAAGUAUGAUGAAAUUUUUAUUAUAAAUAAAAAAAAACUAUUAAUAGCACUUUAUUCCUAUAGGGACGGGCUUUUCUUUUGCAAUUACAAAACUAAAUCAUUUGAUAAAAUAAUAUUACCAUUCGGAAAGACUUUCAAUAAACUUAGACCUCUAAAUAGCGUUAUUAAUACAAUGAAUACAUAUAAUAAAGAAGAAGCUAUUGAACUAAUAUGUUCUUAUGCUUCGAUCGAUGAUAAUGAUAGUAAUUUUGGUACAAUAAAAAAAAUACAAGUCCCAACCGCAUUAAUAAAACAAAACAGUAUUUCCCUUAACAUGGCAAUGAGUCAUUGUUCAGGCUUUUCCGCUCCCAAAACUUCCUUUAAACAGAAAACUUUCCUAUUGCAACCAAAUUACGGAGGGGGUAAAGACCUUGUAGAGGCUUUUGAAAUGGGUAAAAGUACAAAUAGAUAUUUUUUCUCUAAAGCAUGCUAUGACCAUUUUUCAGAUUCUAUUUAUGGCAUUGAUGAAAAUUUUAAAAUUUACAGCUUCAAUACAGAAUUGUUUUAUACUUUUUUUUGUGACGUUUCCCAAUUUAUUGGAGGAAAUAAAAUUAUUCUGUUAAAAAUUUAUUUCCGUAAAGAUUCACAGGCAUUAAUUUUGUUGGUCGACGAUUCUUUUAAUCUUUACUUGAUAGAAAAAAGUUUGUUACGAGGAACAUUUAUGAUUCCAAGCACUUUCGUUGAUGUUGGAAUACAUUUUUUAGCUUCAACCAAAAAACAUUUUAAACUCUGCGGCGUAAAUAAUACAGGCUUUUAUAAUUACGAUAUAUUAGUCAGUGAUAAACAGGGAAAAGUUUACAGUUUAAUUCAUAAAAAAAGUUUUAUGUUAGAAAAUAAUGUCAAAAUAAAAACAGAGGUUAAUGGGACUUUUUUAUUAGCAACCAAAGGCUCUUCCGAUCCAAUUUGUUUUUUAACAUCCAAUUAUGAUAUUUGUUAUUAUGACUUUAAUCCUCAAAGUCCCAUAACUUCUGAAGAAACUAGUUCGCACUAUCGUGCUGAAUUAAGUGCCAAAAAAUCACUAGUAAUGCAUAUCCCUAAUGAUCCUUCUGCUAUACCUUCUAAAUGGUCUGUGACAACAAUAACGACGUCAUUUAAUGGUAUAUAUCUUCAAGUUUUAAAUAUUGGGUCAAAAAUUUUAGUAGUGCAUAAAUUGUGUAGCAAAGCUUCAGUUAAAGGGUACACCAAUGUAGCAAAUAGAUAUUCUGUCUUGGAGGUUUUUGUAGGUAAUCAAUUAACGGAUAAUUAUACUUUUAAUAAGCAUUUUGAACUUAGAGAUGUAAAACAUUUUGUGAAAAACGGGUUGAAUUAUUUGAUUGUUAGUGGAUUCAGCAAUAAUAUAGAACAUUUUGCAACUGCAGACAAUCUAUAUGUUUUUUACAUUGACUGCUUAUGCGGCAUGAUAUCAAAAACUGCAUCUAUCAAAAAUACACAAGAAAAUUUCAAAAUCAUUAAUUUCAAAUCACGCUUCCUCAUAACUUAUAGUUACGAAUCAAUUAAAGUUUGGAGCGUAUUGUUUGACACAAAUUUUAAAAAUAAGGCACGUUUGUUAGUAAAAGACCAAUUUAAUUGCCCUAAUUUUAAAAUAUUCAAUGAUAUUUGGUACAUGGGGUACGACAUGUUAGCAGAUACUUUUAACUUUCAAUUUUCAGACAAAAAUUUCUUAAAAUGGAACAGAUCUGCUAAAGAACAUGAAAAUAACUAUUGUCUAACUACUACUGGUAUUUCUAAACCCAAUUUUAAAUUUAUAAAUUGCAAUUUAUCUGGUUACAAAUCUUGUUCUUAUAAAGAAACUAUUAUGGAUAUUUACUUAGCUCCAGUUGAUAGUCAUACUUUCCAUGAAGAAUGGAUCAAAUUUUACUCUAAACCAAUGUCUCAGCCCUUAGAUUUGAUCUAUUCCAGAAUCAACGAGGAAAAUCCAAAUUAUUCAGUUAUGUUUAUAUAUAAUAGAUUUUCGAUUUUAAACUUAGAUGUAUUUUCAAAAAAAGUGAGCAGUUUAAAAAAUAUCAGAUAA
Messenger RNA from Saccharomycodes ludwigii, 2910 nucleotides. RefSeq lists its product as uncharacterized. The transcript has a single exon. The record is from RefSeq and is a predicted model, not a curated record. The coding region runs from base 1 to 2910 and encodes 969 amino acids. Lineage: Eukaryota; Fungi; Ascomycota; Saccharomycetes; Saccharomycodales; Saccharomycodaceae.